This is a messenger RNA of Cryptococcus amylolentus CBS 6039, 999 nucleotides long. RefSeq lists its product as hypothetical. Lineage: Eukaryota; Fungi; Basidiomycota; Tremellomycetes; Tremellales; Cryptococcaceae. Bases 1 to 999 code for a protein of 332 amino acids. The transcript has 2 exons. The record is from RefSeq and is a predicted model, not a curated record.
AUGACUUCCCUCACUCCCGAGGCUUUUGUCCGCCUCCACCCUGUCCACCACAUGAUCCUCGACUUUCUCGCCCAAUCCUCCCCAUACACCAUCCUCCAGCUCAACAAGUACUACCGCCGGCGCGUCCUCCCAGACCUGUAUCAUACCCUCCCCGUUACCCAAAAGUCCAUCUGGGCGCUCGACUGCCUCGUGCCUCGCGAUAGAGCGCUGAGACCGCACUCUGUCCGCUACGCGAAGGUGCUCCAGGUGGAUGAUUUUCCCAUCAUACCGCUUGUCAAGCGGGUAGAGUUCUCCUGGGCGGUUGUGCGGGACGAGUACUUCUUCAAAUUUCAUCGCCGUAUGGGUAACGUCAACCCCGAGGAGCGCACGCUGUGCAAUGAAGUUCAGCGCGGCGGCCAACUCCUGGAGGCUCUGGUGCACGUCGACUGCAAUAAUGUACGGGCAAGUUGCACAGAUAACGCGCUGGUAAAGAUUGGUUUCUUAUUCUCUCGAAACCCCGUCAACGUCGCGACAACUCUCGUCUUGCACACCCCCAGAUACGGUCUAGACUAUUUCCCAUUGUGUCAUCAUCUUCCGCUUCGACCGGAGAGGAUACUCAGAUUCGUGCUCUGGCCUGCGCCUGAGGCAAGCGAGGAAACAGGCAGCACAGCGUCGUAUAUUCCCGCUGCAUCACCCAGUGUUCUCGAGGACUUUGCGUCGUUCAUUAUCUACGUCAUGGACCAUGUCAUGGACCAAAGGCGGGAACACGGGAACUGUUUUGAGGAAGAGGAGGACGCAGCGAAAGAGGCGGGAUUCGUCUAUCCCCCCGAACAGCUCGAGGUGGUAUGCGUGAAUGCGAGUCUUGUGGAGGAGCUUGCAAGAGCCAAUUUCUCGCCUCCAAAGCCCAUGAACUCGGCAUCACCGCCGGUCGAGUUGGAGAAAUUCGAGUGGCCGAUAAAGUUUAUCGAACUGGACGAGGAGAUCGCUCUUGAAUACGAUCUGUGGAACACAGAACUAUAG